Molecule: messenger RNA, 1157 nt
Organism: Oncorhynchus mykiss (rainbow trout)
Lineage: Eukaryota; Metazoa; Chordata; Actinopteri; Salmoniformes; Salmonidae
Source: RefSeq, a predicted model, not a curated record
AAAGCAAGCACAGAUUUACGUAGGCCCAACACAUAAUAAUACCAUCACUGAUGUUUACGUACGGAAUUUAAAUAAAUAAAAUACUUAUUCGCGGAGAAAACAUUCUUCAACAGAACGAACGGAUGGAGUUCCCUGUGGACGGCCUGGUCAGCGUGAGCCAAGAGAUCCUGGAGAGAUCAGCCCAGGACUACAUGAACAGCCUUCUCCACAGCCCCCUUGACUCACCCCAACACCUCACCCUCGCAAACAACACACAGGUGCCCAUUGGUCUUUCCAAUGUGGGUUUCGUUCCUCUAUAUGGAGACAACAUGAGACAGAAAGUCCUCGCCCUGUUCUCCCAACAGGACCAGUUUACAGCGGUGGGGCUGUACCUGUUGGAUCAAUGGUGGUCACUGGAGAAUAUCUUAAAAACAGCAAACUCUGCCAAAGAUGGAGCUGUGGAGGUGGAGUCCAUAGGGGAGCGGAUAGUUCUGUACGUUUUGAACCGUGUGGUGUACAGAGCCAAGGAGAUUAGUUCAGGCGAACUACCUUUCCUCUGCCACGGAGAGAACGACUACGCCAAGAUCCUUUGGAAAGACGGACAGGCUGUCGGCUUCUACUCAGUCAAACCUUCAGGCAGCUUGUGCAGUUCCUUCGUAACCCAAUGCUAUCACAUUCCUGUCAUGGAUUCCAUAUUCGUCAGGAAGUGUCACCGUGGCAACGGUCUGGGUCUCCAGAUGCUGGAGAACUUUGUUGACAGUUUCAAAGAGGAAUACCUUGGGUUGAGAUACCCCCUUUCAAAAGCUAUGUACAAAGUGUGUGGGAAGUAUCUGAGCCUGUACCCAGCCCACAGAGACCUACUGUGGGAAGUGGAGAGUGUUGGAGGACCCAGCCAGAGGACCAACAUAGCCAACAAGAUCCAGGCCAUGGCCAUGAGCACCUUAUCCAAGAACUUGUCUUUUACGGAGCACUCUGUAGUGAACCGUGACGUGGUUGAAAACAAGGUGGUUAUGGAGGAAGUGACUUCACACUUACAGGAACAGGAAGCCAUGGAGUACACCGUUGAAAUUGUGGAGGAAGUUACACUGGUCAGGGUGCCAAAAGGCAAGUAUUGGUUGAUUCAUUUACUGGAUCUUCGCGAUAACAUACAAAAUCUAACAAUAGACUUCUCUUCCUAA